AUGAGUUCUAAUAAAACUUUUUCACUUUUGAUUCUAUUCUCUCUUCUACUUUUGUUGAUCUUUGAUUCAGCUGCUCUCACAGCUUUGAAGUCUUGUCCAAGCGAUUGUGGAGCAAUUGAGAUACUCUACCCAUUCGGUAUCGGAAAAGGCUGCUAUCUUGAGAAAUGGUACGAAAUUAAUUGUACCUCUGUUUCAGGGAAGCUCGUCCCUUUUCUUUCCGUAGUUAGCAAGGAAGUUGUGAAAAUCUCUCUUCCGGGUGAAUUCAGUUGGGGUUCCGCUCCCCUCUCGUACGGGUCAGUUCGCAUAAAAAAACCCGAUAACUUCCCAAGGAUGCUCAAGAGUCUAGAUCACUCUUGA
Molecule: messenger RNA, 357 nt
Organism: Arabis nemorensis
Lineage: Eukaryota; Viridiplantae; Streptophyta; Magnoliopsida; Brassicales; Brassicaceae
Source: the annotation of a GenBank genome assembly